Hyposmocoma kahamanoa is the source of this 5502-nucleotide messenger RNA. It is a transcript of the gene Set1, whose product is annotated as histone-lysine N-methyltransferase SETD1. Lineage: Eukaryota; Metazoa; Arthropoda; Insecta; Lepidoptera; Cosmopterigidae. Gene Ontology annotation, molecular function: protein binding; histone H3K4 methyltransferase activity; RNA binding. The transcript is spliced from 28 exons. The record is from RefSeq and is a predicted model, not a curated record. Gene Ontology annotation, cellular component: Set1C/COMPASS complex. The coding region runs from base 81 to 4757 and encodes 1558 amino acids.
AGAGCUCCUUGGACCGUCACCAUGGAGAGAGCUUGCUGCAGAAAAUCAUUUUGUAAUUCGAUUUUUUCGUGUUAAUUUAGAUGAAUGGAGGGAUGGAGCAUAAACCAUCAGGGCAUAAUGCCGCGUUGCACAAAGCGCCCAAGAACUAUAAGUUAUUGAUAGACCCAUUUUUGGUAAAAGGAGCAACCAAGUUGUACAGAUAUGAUGGGCAAGUGCCAGGAGACAACACAUACCCUCCUGUGCAGUGCAGAGACCCACGAUCGCAGCUCUCCAGAAUCUGGAAUAGACUAGAAGCUGCUGAUCUGCCGGUUCCUAGGUUUAAAAUAGAUAAAAAUUAUGUAGGAACUCCACCAGCUUUAGAAAUAACAAUAGCAAACCUGAAUGACAACAUUGAUAAGGCUUUUUUAGCUGAUAUGAUGAAUAAAGUUGGCCCUUAUGAAGAAUUGACCAUAUUCUACCAUCCAAUGACAAAUAGACAUUUGGGAUUUGCAAGAAUAGUGUUUCAAGAUGUGAAAUAUUCAAAGCUAUGUAUAGAAAAGUAUAAUGGCAAAUCUGUUAUGGGUCAGGUGCUAGAAGUCUUCCAUGAUCCAUUUGGCAAGGUAUGUCAGGAGAUGUACGAAGAUAAGACAAUGGAGAGAAAGCUGCACCCUGCACCGGCAGCUAUCAAACCUCCUAUUGUUGAAGAUGUGAGAGCAACUAAAGUUGACCCCACACUCAGCAAGAGAUUAGAGGAUCCUAAGAUUACUGAAAAGGAAGCAUAUCCUCGGGCGUAUAAAGACGUGGAACCUAGUGACAGCAAUGCGCGAUGGUCCGAUGAAGAACGAGAGUACAGGCAUCGCCAUCGUAGCCGCGGAGAUCGCGAUCGGGACAAGGACCGUUCAGAGCGCGACAGGGACCGCGAUAGAGAUAGAUACCGCGAGCGGUACGCGCGCAGUGCGAGCGAGACUGGUGAGCCAUUCGCGGCGCCCAGUCACACCACCGACGUGCCGUACACACCCGCCGCGUCUGCAUCCGCGCCCGCGCCCACGCCCGUCGCUUACGACUCUUAUUACCAACCAGGGUAUGCUUAUACGGGGUACAGCGGUAGCAGCGCCGGCAGCACUGCUACGCCUGGCGGCAGCGGCGUGUGGUGGCCUGACUGGCGGCAUCCACACCACACCCCCCACACGCCCGCACCGCAUCACCACCAUUCACAUCUGGAGCGACGAUCCAGCGCGACGCCGGCAGCGGCGUGGACGGCGCCUGUCACCCCCGCCACCCCCGCCGCCAAAGAGCGCGCCUCGCCAGAGCCCAAGGACAAAAAGGAGAAGGAGAAGGAGAAAGAAAAAGAAAAGGAGAAGGAAGUGGUACCCGAGGUCACAGUGGUGGAAGAGCCGGAACCGCGGCCGCCGGAGGAAGCGGCGGAAAGCACGGAGCCCGAACCCAAACCGCCGCCGCCACCUCAGGACGAACCCAAGAACGUCGACCUCGAUACAAGAAUAGCGAUGCUGCUAAAAGGCGCGGGUAGCGCAGGCGCCGGUGGGUUGGCACCGCCUUUUCUUACGCUGGGUAUGUCAUCUGAAGAGGAAGACGAUGAGCGCGUGCCGCCACCCUUGCCUGCCAACAUACCUGACCUUGAUGCACAUCAACCCUCUUCAGAUGAUGAAGGUUCAGGCAGCGAGGACCGAGAAAGCACGGUGUCGUUUAAUACGCGGAAGGAGCUUGAUCCUGAGCCACUAUCUACCACGCCGUCGCCGUAUCUCUCGCGGGAAUUCUACCUUGAGUGUAUUAAGAACACUGUUGAACAGAAAGUAAAAGAGGCAGAAAGAAGAAAAUUCCCGCCAAUCGACAAGAUCGGCUCGGAUAUAUCGUCGUCAGAAGACGAACUUUUAACGGGCGAGGACCCAAAGCGAUCGCCGACCGCCGCGCCACCUGAACCAGAAAGAGAUCAGGAUAAUUUAGAGGAUGAUCAGAUGUCGCUGUCGUCGCUUUCGUCAACCGAAGCAAAGAUCGAAGAGCAAGUUCCUGCGGAGGCAUACUACUAUGCCCCCACGCACCCCGCGCCCGCGCAUCCAACACACCCCGCACACCCAACGCACCCUGUCCACCCCACUCACCCACCGCCCGCUGCGCAUCCCUACUACCAGCCCGUUGCAUGGCCGCCUACAGCGUAUCCCCCACCUGGUUACCCCGCUCCAGCGGACAUAGCUAUAGCGUACAGCGGCGGUUUCGCGGCGCCACCUAUUUUAACACAUCACUACCAAGCGUAUCCUGAACCAGUAGUCCCUACACAGGAGUGUGACAACCCCUACUACUCCACAAUAAACAGCGUAAUCGAGCGAGUAACGGCCGAACUCAAGAUGAUUCUAAAGAAGGACUUCAAUAAGAAGAUGAUCGAAAGCACAGCCUUCAAGAGCUUCGAAGGGUGGUGGGAUGAACAGAGCCGCAAGACUAGGCAGGCCAAGCCAUCACAAGAACCUGGACAGCCGUUACAGGACAUCUCAAACAAAAAAGAAGAGAUGGUCGACUCUAUUAAGUCGAUAAUGGAAUCGCGAGACCUCGGAUUGGAGUUAGGUGGCUACGGAGCAGGCAUAGGACUAGGUCUUCGGGCGGCUAUACCGAAGAUGCCUAGCUUCAGACGCAAGAGAAAAAUACCCUCACCUAUUGUUAUGGACGAGGACUCUAAUAAACGCUUCAGUGAUCAAGAGGAAAUCGUGCAGAACUCUGAUGAAGAGAAGGAGGUACCAACGAGUCCAAGGAACAGGACGACUGGCUCGUACUUGUCGAGGAGUCGACGGCGGCAGUCCAGUAGCUCUUCGUCAUCAGCAUCAUCUUCGACUCGGUCGUCGUCGGAAUCAGAAUCAGAGCCGGAGCGGAAAGGUGCCGCACCGCGUUUAUACUCCGAUUCCGAGGAUGACUCCGAUCUCAAUGAGGCUGAACUUAAAGUUGUAUCAAACAAGGAGAGGCUACGGCGGGUAUACUCAUCGUCAUCCGAUAGCGAAGAGGAACAAAGCAGAAGAGAGAAAACCCCAAUACCUCCCGUGGAAGCGUCAGACGAUCGUCUUGGAUCCCCAAUCCUUUCUCCAGAAGAAGAACCGAAAGAUCCGAUCCUGGAUCGCGUAUAUUCCGACUCUGAAGAGGAACGGGAGUACCAGGAGAGGAGGAGACGGAACACCGAGUACAUGGAACAGAUCGAGCGAGAAUUCCUCGAAGAACAAAGGAAAAACAUGGAAUCAGAUCUUCGACCGCAGCCUGAGAAACCGCCUGACGAAAGCAAAUUGGAAAGCAAAAAGGAGGAACCCAAAAGCAGUCCCAUCAAAAACCAUCUCAAGUCUCCUGAAAAGAGUAAACCGGAAACAGAGGUCGAAGAGGGCGAGAUCACUUCCGAGGAGGAACCGCUCGAUGUGCGGCGCAAAAAAGAGCGCAAGCAGAGAAAGGAGCGGAAAGAAAGGAAGAGCGAUAAGCGACAGCGGAUCGUGUCACUUAGCGAGCAUAGUAACACUGAUGCUGUUAGUAUCAACGGGGUUAAGGAGAUCAGCAGCGCAGUGUCCGAGACGUCGUCACCGCAAUCUCAAGCGUCGCAAGCGUCACAGGCAUCACAAGUGGCGCUUGAUCACUCGUACUGCCGUCCUCCGCCCGACCAAGAGGAGAGAAGGCCCUCCAAUCAUCUGCAGCAUGAUCAUGGUUACACGUGGAUGGCAGAGCCAGAGAUUGAAUCUCCCAAGGAGGAAGUCAAACCUAAAGAGAAAACGAAGAGGCCCUACAAACGAAAGUACGAGACCAAGAAACUCGCGGAAAUACAGAAUAAGUUAUACGAAACUCGUGAUGACUACGACCAACUUCUACACUCGAGCGUCACGUUCAAACCUCGCGACAUUAUGGGCGAAAUGCAAGUCAUGUACGAAUUCCUCACCCGUGGUAUCGACAGGGAAGACGUCGAGUAUCUACGCAGAGCGUACGAAUCUUUACUCGCGGAAGACGCGCAAGGGUAUUGGCUGAAUGAUACGCACUGGGUCGAUCAUCCGCCCACAGAUGUUGUGUACGGGCCGCCUAAGAAGAAAUCUAAGAGACAUAACAACAUUUACGAGGAUCUACAGGGUCAUUCAAGCGGUUCAGCUCGAACAGAAGGCUACUACAAAAUGGAUGCACGACUCAAAGCUAAGUACAAGUACCACCACGGGCGGAACACAGCCGUUACCGUCGAGGCGCCGGUCGAGGACAAAGCUAACAAGGCAGCGAAGAUUGCGACUGCGUCGUCAAGAGAGGCUCGCUCAAAUCAGAGAAGAUUGCUUACUGCCUUUGGCACAGAUACGGAUUCAGACCUUCUUAAGUUCAACCAGCUCAAAUUCAGAAAGAAACAGCUCAAGUUUGCCAAAUCGGGCAUUCACGACUGGGGACUUUUCGCACAGGAGCCCAUAGCAGCGGACGAGAUGGUGAUCGAGUACGUGGGUCAGAUGAUCCGGCCGAUCGUGGCGGACGUGCGGGAGGCGCAUUACGAGGCAACAGGAAUCGGGUCGUCGUACCUAUUCCGUAUCGACCUCGAUACGAUCAUCGAUGCUACCAAGUGCGGUAACCUGGCGCGUUUUAUCAACCACUCUUGCAAUCCAAACUGCUACGCGAAAAUUAUCACAAUCGAGUCGCAAAAGAAGAUUGUCAUAUACUCAAAACAGCCGAUCGGCGUCGACGAAGAAAUCACUUACGAUUACAAGUUCCCUCUCGAAGACGAGAAGAUACCGUGCCUUUGCGGCGCUCCGCAGUGCCGCGGAUUCCUCAACUAGAAGCCGAUAAUAUUCUAGCUAGAACUAUGGUACUUAUUUCUAUACAGUUAUACUACUGAUUACAUUCGUUUGCAGUUUUAACAAAUGCAAUCAUAAUGCAUUUGUUUAUAAUCUGCAAAUAAUUUAAUUCAUCAAUUAGACUGAAAUGAACUUAUUCGCAUGCAUUCAUGUGUGCCUUUAUUAUGUAUCUUCAAAGCAAUACAACGCGUUGUUAUAUUGAAUCCGUCUUUCAUCUUCCUAGAAAAGAUACUGAUAAAUUUCUAUGUAGUUGUUCAUUAUCCAAUUUUUAUUAGCUAAAUUAUUGUAGCUGGAACCGUGUAAGAGAAUAAUCGAAAGUUCAUUGUCGUGCUGAUGGAUUUUGGUCAGUUUACUUAAGGGAAAUAACAUGUAAGAAUGUACCUAGCUUAGACUAUGCGCUUCUCAAAGCGGUUUCUGAAACUGCCUCAAACAAAUAUAUGAAUUUUUAGUCGUUUUUAUGUAAAAAGUAAUAUAAUUGUGUGAUAGUGAUGUGUGGUGUAAUGUUAUUUCAUUUAUUUGAAAUGAAAACAGAAUUUGUAUGUAUAAUAAAACCAUGGCAUGUUCUUGUAAUAUAAUUUGUAAUGUUUUGACUGAGUCUAAGAUACCGUAGACAUAGGAAGUCAUCAAUAACAUGCUAAGUAAUUUGUGUUGUACAUUACUUGUGAAUAAAGAUCUCUGCUGUUACGUCAGUUUUAUGUAGUACACUUUUCAAGUACAUGAUCUUGUU